This is a messenger RNA of Condylura cristata (star-nosed mole), 498 nucleotides long. RefSeq names its product fatty acid binding protein 9, testis (gene FABP9). Gene Ontology annotation, biological process: fatty acid transport. Gene Ontology annotation, molecular function: fatty acid binding. Gene Ontology annotation, cellular component: cytosol; nucleus. The transcript has 4 exons. Lineage: Eukaryota; Metazoa; Chordata; Mammalia; Eulipotyphla; Talpidae. The record is from RefSeq and is a predicted model, not a curated record. The coding region runs from base 1 to 399 and encodes 132 amino acids.
AUGAUCGAGCAAUUCUUGGGAACCUGGAAGCUGGAAUCCAGUGAAAAUUUUGAGGAAUAUAUGAAAGAACUGGGUGUGAGUGCCGCAAUCCGCAAUAUGGUGGAAUUAGUGAAGCCCAGCAUCAUUAUUAGCGUUGAUGGUGAUAAGGUGAUCAUCAAAACAGAAAAUUCUUUCAAAAAUACUGAGAUCGCCUUUGAGCUGGGAGAAGAAUUUGAUGAAACCACUGCAGACAAUCGGAAUGUGAAAAGCACAAUAACAUUAAGCGGUGGUUCAAUGAUUCAUGUCCAGAAAUGGCUUGGCAAAGAGACAACAAUCAAAAGACAAAUUGUAGAUGGAAAAAUGGUAGUGGAAUGUAUCAUGAAUAAUGUUGUCAGCACUAGAAUCUACAAAAAGGUAUGAAGAAAGUGUCUACAUCACUGAAAACUUGAUCACCCAUAAGAGACUGGAUUCGAAGAUAUACACGAGGUUCCGGAUUAAAAACAAAGGAGUUUAAAUUAA